CCAACCACAUGAAAGGAGGCCUUGUGCUUUCCGCAUUCAGUCGCUACAGAUACCCGACGCCAAACCUCCCCACCCUAAGCGCGUCAACCACUUCCUCGCCAUCCCCGCCGUCAUCACCAUCAUCAUCCAUCCAUCCAUCCAUCCACCUGUCAAUGUACCCUCUUGAUCCCGAGGGAUCUAGUGUAUAUAAAACACCAACCUCUUUUCCUUCUUUACACUCCUUUCAUACUGUUUUGUCAAUAUUCUCCUUGUUUGUAUUGGUCUGUGUCCAACCAAAUCUGUCUCCUCCCCACCCACCCCUCGGUUGGUUGCUGGCCUCCAUCAUCAGAUCUUCUGAUUCCGUUGAUACCUUGUUUGUCUGUUUGUUUUGCUUGUUUUUUUUUCGC
This is a messenger RNA of Bipolaris maydis ATCC 48331, 386 nucleotides long. NCBI's taxonomy places the organism in Eukaryota, Fungi, Ascomycota, Dothideomycetes, Pleosporales, Pleosporaceae. The record is from RefSeq and is a predicted model, not a curated record.